CGCUCUCUCAGCAGUACGUUAGACGUGGUCGAGCGGGCAAUGUAGGCGAAAAGUGACGAUUCUAGCACAUCUACAUAUAUCAUCCGAAUAGAUAAAUUCCUAUGAGUAUUUGCGACUGUCUGAUACAUACCCACAAAAGAUAUCGAAAAAUUCCAAAUUAAUUGGAUGCUGCAAUUUUCAUUUUGCGGAUCAAGUGUACAUCCAUUGGGGGGGCACUAUAAAAAGAAAUUGCAGCCCGAAAGUGAUAUAAUUACAGCGAGCAAUAUCUGUGCUUUGGAUGGGGAAAGCGAAAAUAUGAACCAGUUAUAAAUAGACGACAUGAGCGAGAGCUAGCCCCAAAGAUAGAUCGAGAAAGUAGCACAGCACACUGGACAUGGACGUGGAGCAGGCAGCCUCGGCCGAGGCCAGACAGCAGCACCAGCGUCAUCGUCGCCGCCUGGGACGCAGCCAGCGCGAGCAGACACCCGUCACACAGCGCCAGCGGGAGGGGGAGGAUUCUGGUGCAGAUCCCUCCCCGCAGAUGGUGCGCAUGCAGAUACGGCCGCCGGGCACUCUGUCCGCACACGAGAGCAAGAUCCUGCGUCGCAGGGACAAGACUUUUGCCAGCACCGCGAGCAGAAGCCAAUCCCAGCCACGAGAGGCCGAAAAGUUGAGCAGCCCGGCUGCCGUGCAGCUGAUCAAGCACCGCAGCCUGUCCUCGCCCCGCCACAAGGAGGAGUCCAGCGAAAGCGAGCUGACCACCGGCAGCUCCUACGCAGCCACAAGCACACAGCCGAUCCCCGUCGGUGGUGGCCAGAACGACACACUCAGCCGUCUGGAGCAGAACCUGCAACGAUUCGAGGACGAGCGGAGGCGCUUCGAGGCCGAGAAACGGCUCUUCGAGCGAGAGAAGCGCGAGCACAAACAGCGCCAUCGCCAGCAGCUGGACAACGAGGAGCGAAAGCGACUGCUUCAGAGCUACCGCAAGCUCAGCGAUCGCAUUCAGCUGCCCCAGGACGAGGAGGAGCGCCGCCGUCUGAUCCACAGUCUGCGGCUGCAGCGGCAUGAGACGCCAAAGGUGCGCAGUCGGAAUCGCAGCAGCGGCUACGAGGAGUCAUCCACGCAGUUCAGCUCAUCCGAAGCGGAUGUGGCAGAGGAGAUGCCCUCGCGAAGGCCCAUCAAGCCGCCACAAAGCUACGUGGCUGCUCCCAUUCGAGGAGCGCCACCUCCGCCCCCGUUAGCCGUCCCCAAGCCGGAGGAUCGACGGUCCGUAAGUCGUAACAACUCCCUGUCGCCGGUGCGUCCGCAACGACGCUCCAAGACGCCCGAGCAGCGGGCGGAGAUCAGCCGCAAGGACGAAUAUGUCGCGGUGGGGGAGUCUCAGACAGACUCCUUCCGGGCGCGACCCUCGGAGGCGGAACAGCAGUCGGAGCUGAUGCAGAAGUACAUGGAGGCAGCGGAGAGAGCGGCCAAAGCGGAGGCAGCCCUGGCCCAGAGCCUGGCGGGGGAGGGCGUGCGAAGAAGCGCCAGCCUGCGUCUGGCCGAGAUCGAGUCGGGCCGCAAGGUGGAGGGCAAGCGGAGCUCCAGCCUGGAGAGGCCACUGAGAGCCAAGCGUUCUGCCAGCCUGGAAAGGAGCAAGGAAGUGGAACAAAUUGUAGCUCCAGCCAUAUCGGAGGAGCCCAUAGCAGAGCCCGAACCAGAAUUGUCUCCAGGUGAAGUCACCAUUCCGAAAGUGGAGCCCAAAGUGACGCUCCUGCAACGCCUGCGGAAUCUCUUCAAGCGAAAGCAGAAGGCGGAGAAAGUGAAAACUAUUGUCGUCAGAGAUCUGGCCACAGAACCGCUGCCCGACAAGAUAAUUUCACGUCCGUUUGUGUUCCACUUCUGGCUGGAGGCACGGCACGAGUGGCGACGCCUCAAGAUGGACUACCCGCGGCGCAUGGAGGAGCUGCGAUGCCUGCGUAACACCUGCAUCGCGCACUGCAUUUGUCUGGCCCUCCUGCUGGGCUUUGGGGGCCUCAUGUUCCGCUACACGGAGGGGGCGUCCGAGGACAUCUACAAGUGCGAGGUGCGCAAGGUGAAGCGAGAUUUCAUCGACAACCUGUGGGUCGUCAGCCACAACAUGAGAGAGGAUGACUGGAAGUCGAUGGCCCGCCAGAAGCUGCGAAAAUUCGAGGAUGAGCUGAAUACGCUGGCCGAGUUGGGUCUACGUCGGUAUCCGGGCCAGAAGUCCUGGAACUUUGUCAAUUGUUUUAUCUUCUGUUGGACCGUAAUCACGACCAUAGGUUACGGCCACAUAACACCCAAGACGAAGCUGGGACGCUCCCUGACUAUCAUCUAUGCCAUCAUCGGCAUUCCCAUGUUCCUGAUCGUGUUGGCCGAUCUGGGCAAGCUCUUCACGCGCUGCGUCAAGUUCCUGUGGGCCUAUGUGCGUCGGGUGUACUACACCCGCUCGUGCCGCCGCAUCCGGAAACAGCAGCAGAUCCGUGACGCGAUGACCGGCUUCAAUACGGUCUACGACAUGGCCAUGCGGCGGCCCAGCAUGUUCUUCGGCAAGUCGCCGGAGGAAGAGGCCGAGUCACAGGCAGACGCCGAGGCGGGCAGGUCGUUGGGCACAUCGCACCCGGAGACACCCACAUCGCCGUAUCCGGAGACCUACGAGGUGGACGAUGAGUUCAAUCUGCCCGUUUCGGUUGCCUCCCUGCUGCUCAUCUCCUACAUCCUGCUGGGCACGGCCGGCUACGUGAUGGUGGAGUCCGACUGGGAACUGCUGGACUCUUUCUACUACGUCUUCAUCUCGAUGUCUACCAUUGGCUUUGGCGAUUUGGUGCCCAGCAAUCCCUUCUAUGUGAUGGUCAGCAUGAUAUACCUGAUCUUCGGCCUGGCGCUCACCUCCAUGUUCAUCAACGUGGUGCAGAUCUGGCUGAGCGACCACUUCAAGCGGGCUAGCGCCAAAGUGGGUGCCACCAUUGGCAUGGGCAUGGCCAGCGAGUUCGGUGACGAGGGCGGCAGCCAGCUGAAGACCCCGUCGGAGCUGGCUUCGGUGCACGGCUCGCGACUGGACCGCAUCGAGGAGGAUGGCCAGGAGCCAUCGUUCACCCACCCGGGUCUGAAUGGCUCUGGCACCAGUCCGCCGCCGCUCACAUCCAUCCUGCGCGCACCACGCCCAAUGUCGCCCAUGGAUUUGAAUGGAAGCCCGAUGCCAGUGGAUGCCAGUCCUCCGCCUCCUCCUCUGAUGCCCAAGCGUCAGGUCUCUGUGGAUCCCCCAGCGCCAGCGGAGGGGGAGAAGAAGAAGAAGAAGCACAGGUUCUUCUAGAACCGCAACCUGACAUCCAUCGCCUAGUACUAGAACCUCAUAAAUGACAAGGAAAUUUCAAUCGAAUUAACACCGAUUCGCCGCUGUUCUGAGCGAACAGUUGCACAUUACACACACAUUUUUAUUGAUUUGUUAUUUAAUUGUACUUCCCAUCAUUCUAGGCUAAGAUUAAUGUUAAUAUCACAAUACAACUGCAGUUGCCAAAAUA
Messenger RNA from Drosophila obscura, 3500 nucleotides. RefSeq lists its product as uncharacterized. Gene Ontology annotation, cellular component: membrane. Gene Ontology annotation, biological process: stabilization of membrane potential; potassium ion transmembrane transport. NCBI's taxonomy places the organism in Eukaryota, Metazoa, Arthropoda, Insecta, Diptera, Drosophilidae. Gene Ontology annotation, molecular function: potassium ion leak channel activity. The record is from RefSeq and is a predicted model, not a curated record.